AUGGAGGAAUCGCCGGAGUGGCGGGCCCAACUGCGGACGGCCGAAAAGGAGGAGCAGCAGCUGUGGGAGAACCCGGGGUACCCACCCACACCGAGGUAUGCGCCCGAGCCCUGCAUCCCGCCACCAGAAGUGGCAGAAGACUGGGUGUCCUCACCUCCGCGGUGGCUGCCCGAAAUCCCACCCACACCGCGGUACGAGGGGUCACCGCAGUGGACGCCAGCACGACCACCCACGCCGAGGUUCGAGCAGCCACCACCGCAGCAGCAACUCGAAAAAAUACAGCGGCAACAACUCGAGCAGCCACAACGCGAGCAGCCACCACCGCAGCAGCACCAACGCGAGCGACGCCAGCAGCAACAAACCGAUCCACCUCAGCAACAGCCAGAGAACCCGACGGGACAACACAUCCGGACGGACAUACCGGCGGCCCACGUGAGCCAAAGUACCCGGACGUUCGUGGCCGAAGGGGUAAGGAGGCGGCAGCAGACGGUCGUCUGGACGUGGCCGGAGGGACCCGCGGAGGAGACGGCGGCGACGGAGGAGCCCCGAAUCUGGGAGGAGAGUACUCCCCGGGUGAUCCCGCUGGACCCCAGGACCCGCGGCAGACCGGAGCCAUGGAGACCACCGACACCGAGCACCGGACCGACGACACCGGCAUCAGCAGCAACAGACGGCCCGACGGCAGCACCGGAACAGGAGGAGCCGCUGGAAAGGGGGCCCUGGGUGUGGCCCGAGCCCGUGUACAGUGGCCGUCCUCCGCUAAGACGGCAGCACUCCGCGCCCAAAAUCACCAAGGUGGUGGCCAGGCCAAAGUUGGUGAGGAUGAUGUCGGCGCCGGAGAGUCAGCGAUUGCGAGAGAUCGCAGAGCACGAGUGGCCCGAAAGAGGCCCGCAUCAUGGGCGGCAGGCGCAGCGUGCGCGUAUGGAGAGAGGGUCGCGCGUUCUGAGUCCGGUUGGGGCUCGCGGGCACGAGAGUGUUUGA
Drosophila suzukii is the source of this 981-nucleotide messenger RNA. Lineage: Eukaryota; Metazoa; Arthropoda; Insecta; Diptera; Drosophilidae. The record is from RefSeq and is a predicted model, not a curated record.